Molecule: messenger RNA, 3084 nt
Organism: Amphibalanus amphitrite
Lineage: Eukaryota; Metazoa; Arthropoda; Thecostraca; Balanomorpha; Balanidae
Product: broad-complex core protein isoforms 1/2/3/4/5-like
Exons: 6
Coding region: 950-1996 (348 amino acids)
Biological process (GO): regulation of transcription by RNA polymerase II
Cellular component (GO): nucleus
Molecular function (GO): protein binding
Source: RefSeq, a predicted model, not a curated record
AUCGUAGGGGCCGUCGAUCCCUGCUGAAUCCCUGCUGAACCCCUGCUGAAUCCCUGCUAACUUCCGUUACAUUAUUGAUUUAGAUUUUCAAAAGGGCUUAUCAUUAUUUGCUGUGUUUGUUAAGUUGUCAUGACCGUUGUAAACGCUGAUGUGGCUAUUAAGUGUUAUUUGAACUUUGAUCACACUGGUUGACAAGUUGAAGUGACAUAAUUUGAUUUGGUUUGGUAGGUAAGACAAUAUAUCCCAUCUUUUACCCACCAUUGCUUCUUUACUUUGCUACUUUACUUUACUUUUUGACUUGAAUUCAAAGGUUUCAAAGGUAAAGGCUUAAAGUUUUUUUUUCCAAAGUGAUUUCAAAAUUAAUGUGGAGUUUGAACUGAAUAGGCAAUAGCAGAUUUGUAGCUUAAACUGAGACUCGCACAAAUCCGAAGCUUUGACGCCUGACGAAAUAUCAAUAUGUAACAAUCACUGAAAGUGAACAUCCCACAUUAACAUUAGUUUUGAGUUGAGGUAGCCAAAUUGGUGGCCAUGGCUUGCGAAUACUGGUUUGGGCACCCACAACAUCGAAAAAUGCCUUACUUCGGAGACAGGGAAUUUCAAACCUGCAGUUUUUGGAUUCUAAGGGGCUAAUGCAUUGGAAUGCCCCUUAGAAUUUGUGAUGUCAGCAGAGAUCUAAUGAUUUUUAAAUCUUAGACUUAAGCCAUCGUUAACGCAUGGUGGUAUACGCGGCUUUGUGUGUAACGUCUGCCGUACUUCAAGGCUGCCAAAUUAUUGCUUCCAAAUAAAGUCGCGAGAAACAGGAGAGAUCCAAAAAGUAAAAAGUAAAAGUCUAAUAUCUUGAAAACCGGUGACUAUUUUUAGGUUAAAUUUGGUAGAUAUUUGUUUUCGCUUUUUCUGAACAGAGCGACAUCACUUUCAUGCCAAUUCAUUAACUUUUUUGAAGAACACAAUGGAUGCCAACCAGAAGUUUUGUUUGAAAUGGAACAACUUCCAAACUAGUGUAACAUCUGUGUUUGACAAUCUGCGGCAAGAUGGAGAACUGGUAGACAUAACAUUGUGCUGUGAAGGAAGGAAGAUAAAGGCCCAUAGAAUGAUGCUGUCUGCAUGCAGUCCUUACUUCAGGGAUCUGCUUAAGGAGAAUCCAUGUCAGCACCCUGUGUUCUUCCUGAAGGAUGCCUCGUUUGUCGACCUGGUGGCUGUGGUGGAGUUUGUGUACAAGGGCGAGGUGAAUGUGACACAGGGACAGCUGGCCAGCUUCCUCAAGACUGCCGAGAUGCUGCAGGUUCGAGGACUAGCUGGAGAUGAUUAUGUGCAACCAGGAACACCUUCAUCACAAGUGCCCACGCAGCAGAAGCAGCACAAGCCGCCUCGGUCGUCCGCCUCGGCGUCAGGUUCCGCGGCACAGAGUCCGUCGUCGGUCCGCGGGCCGGCGGCGGCGGCAGCUGCGGCCGAGCAGCCGUCCGUGAAGAGGCGGCGCGUCUCGGCCGACGGCUCGUCCGACUCGGGGCCGCUGUCGGCCGACUCGCAGCCGGCCGAGUUCGGCGUCAAGCUGGAGCAGCCGGACGGGGAGGAGCCGGACGCCGGCUUCGGGCCGCCGGCGCCGUCCGGAGGCGGCUACGACAUGGCCGGCUACGAGGCCGCCGACGUGGCCGGCUUCCUCAGCUCCGUCGCCGAUCAGGGCGGCGCCGGGGACGUGAUACAACACUCGUCGGCAGGACCUUCGGACGAAGGAGCACAACAAGGCGGCGGCGGCGGCGACGACCGGCGCUGGAGCUGCCCGGUCUGUGGCAGACGCUACCUGCACAGUAUCUCGCUGAGCCAGCACAUGUCGGUGCACCGCGGCGACACCACCUGUCCCAUCUGCGCCAGGGUGUUCUCGCGCGUGGCCAAGCUGAACGACCACCUGGAGCGUGUGCACGGUGUGGCGCGGCGCGGCCGGCGCUCGCGGCCCGGCGCGGUGCCGUCCUCUCCGUGCGCGGCCGGGCCGGCGCCGUGACGGGCCCCUCCCGUGCUGUUUCAGCGGCCGAGCACGUCUGCCACCUGUGCGACAAGCGGUACACCAACCGCUGGUGCUAUCGCAUGCACAUGGACAUGCACGCGGGCAACACGCGCUGUCCGCACUGCGCCAUGGUGUUCCGGCGCCGCAGCCACCUCAAUGUGCACCUGCGAGUGGACCACGGCACCGAGCCGGCGCCGGACCGGCGGCGCCGUCCGCCGCGCCUACCGGCCGAUAGCUGAGCCGCCGUCGCCGCCGCGCUGACCGCAGCCCACCUGUCUGUCCACAGCGGCGGCGGCGGCCGGGGCGGCGCUGACGGGCAGCUGGCGAUGCGCCCAGUGCAAUCGCGUCUAUAAACACCUGUUCUCGUACCAGUCGCACCUCAAGGUGCACCGCGGCGCCACCACGUGUCGGCUGUGCGGCCGCGUGUACGCGCGCGUCUCGCUGCUCAACGCUCACAUGGAGACCAGUCACGGCAUCCAGCGCAGGAGGUACCACGUGCAGCAGCCGCCGGCGGCCGGCGCGUGGCCCGCAGCUCCCGGCCGGCCCGACAAGGUCGACACCGCCGGGGUGACUGACUCUCGACCGUGAUGCCACGGAUGUGCCAUAUGGGUGGCAUUAUUGCGGUCGGAUGAUGCUCACGCUGUGCUGAGAGCGCCAUCCUCUUGGUGUUGGAUGGCAAACCUGGGGACCGGCCGCGGCUGGUCCGUAUUCCCACUCUGGAGAAUACGGACCAUAUGUCCGUAGUGCGGUCUGCCCGCUACCAACUGUCCCAUCGUUGUACGAAAUGCAUGUUUCGCUGUCGACUGAUUGGAAUCAGUCAAUGACAUAAUGUCGGUUCUUUAAGUUAAUGCAAACACAUAUUGCAUGUAUUCAUACUCCGAGUCCGCGUUGUGGGAUGCUAAGUAAUCGUGCCCAUGAAUGUGUUUUCUCAUCCUCAAUCCAUCUAUGCAUGGAUGUAUGUUACAAAUUAGUCAGAAAACUGUUCCCACAGUUAAUUAUAAGGGUAACCAGGAUGGUUUAAUGUAUAUUUGAAUCUCACGACGUGAACAGGUGUUGUCAUUUUUAUAAUAAAGAAUACUUCCGAU